UUCUUCUCACAGGGGUUCGACUUUUCUUAACGUUGUUGCUCUUGGAAAUGUCGGACAUCCUGUUUAAUGAACCCCAUCUACAAAGGAUGGCCAAUGAUGAGCAUCUUCGCAAGGCCUUCUCCUACUUUGAUAGGGAUGGUAAUGGCUAUAUUGAGCGAGAUGAGCUUCGGGAUGCCUUGAUGGAAGAUGGAGCAGAUGAUUGUACAGAUGUAGCAAAUGACAUCUUCCAAGAAGUGGACACGAACAAAGAUGGGCGAAUUAGUUAUGAUGAAUUUGUGGCUAUGAUGAAAACUGGAACAAAUUGGAGAAAGGCUUCUAGGCAUUAUUCAAUAGGGAGAUUCAACAGUCUAAGCAUUAAGCUGAUAAAGGAUGGUUCUCUAAACUUGGGGAAUGAGUAA
Molecule: messenger RNA, 398 nt
Organism: Vitis riparia (riverbank grape)
Lineage: Eukaryota; Viridiplantae; Streptophyta; Magnoliopsida; Vitales; Vitaceae
Product: calcium-dependent protein kinase 13-like
Exons: 2
Coding region: 48-398 (116 amino acids)
Molecular function (GO): enzyme regulator activity; calcium ion binding
Source: RefSeq, a predicted model, not a curated record